Messenger RNA from Rhipicephalus microplus (southern cattle tick), 789 nucleotides. Its product is annotated as tigger transposable element-derived protein 6. NCBI's taxonomy places the organism in Eukaryota, Metazoa, Arthropoda, Arachnida, Ixodida, Ixodidae. The record is from RefSeq and is a predicted model, not a curated record. Gene Ontology annotation, cellular component: nucleus. Gene Ontology annotation, molecular function: DNA binding.
AUGACACGAGAGUUAUUCUCUGAGUGGCUACUAAAGGUGGACGAUGAGAUGAGGAGCGCAGGUAGGAAAAUCCUGAUUAUCGCCGACAACUGCUCGGCGCAUCUUGUUAAUGUCAGGCUGACAAAUGUACAGCUGGAAUUCCUGCCUCCGAACUGUACGUCCUUGCUCCAGCCACUGGACCAAGGCAUCAUAAAAAGUGUCAAGGCUCAUUACCGGACACGCCUGGUUCAGCGAUUGCUGAUAAAUCUUCGGAUAACGCUGCCUACCUCCAUCAAUGUGCGAGAGGCCACAGAAAUGGUUACCGGGGCCUGGUGGAGCGUUACAUCAACCACCAUCCAGAACUGCUGGAGGAAGGCAGGCUUGGUAGUAAUGCCAUCUGAAUCUAAACAAGGCAGCGAAGAAAGCGACGCGAGUGGCAUGUGGCAAGAAGUCGUCGAAAGACUCGCGAUGGAUGCCUCGGUGACGUUCGAGGACUAUGUGCAGUGCGACGACGAAGCAUGCACGUCAGCCGAACUGACGACCGAUGACAUCGUCAGUGCUGUUCGUGGUGAUAACAGCGACGAGGACGCCAAUGGCGAAGACGACGCCGAGACCGCGCCCGUUGGCCAACCAGAAGAAUCGCUUUCCAACGCCGACAUCAUGGAAUGCGUGCGAAAGAUGCGCACUUACCUUGGCAGGUGCAGCAAUGCCACCGAAGCAGAGCAUAAGAAUGUGGACAACUUCGAAGCGUUCGUCCUCCGGCAGUUGAGCGGCACCCGCCAGGCCAAGAUCACCGACUUUUUCAAAUAA